CCCCGUGGAGAGAGGAGAUGGACGGCUACAAUCUCACCACUGUGACUCACUUUAUCCUCACAGGGCUCUCUGACCUCCCCGAGGUGCGCUAUCCUCUCUUUGCGGUCUUUGCUGUCACCUACCAGGUCACCUUGGUGGGAAACGGGGCCAUUCUCUUGGCCAUCGGGACCGAGAAAAAGCUACACACACCCAUGUACUACUUUCUGGCCAAUCUGUCCCUCUUAGACAUAUUCUGUCCAUCAGCUACUGUCCCCAAGAUGCUGGACAACCUCUUGACUGGGAAUCACAGCAUUUCCUUCCUGGGCUGUGCUUUGCAGCUUUAUUUCCUGGUGGCCCUGGCGGGGACUGAGGUCUUCCUUCUCGCUGUCAUGGCUUAUGACCGGUACGUGGCCAUCUGCUUCCCCCUCCGUUACACCCUCAUCAUGACUAAAGCUCGCUGUGCCCAGCUUAUAGGUGGGACCUGGGCAGCAGGGUUUCUCAAUUCCCUCCUCCACACAGUGUCCACCUUCCGCCUGUCUUUCUGCAAGUCCAAUCGGGUUAACCAGUACUACUGUGACAUCCCCCCAGUGGUGGCCCUCUCCUGCUCAUCCACCUACAUGGCAGAAAUGUUUGUUUUUGUGGUAUCAAUUGUCUUUGGAAUUGGUGCCUUCCUAACUACCACUGUCUCUUAUACUUACAUCAUAUCCACAAUCCUAAAGGUUCAGUCAGUGGAAGGGAAACGCAGAGCCUUCUCCACAUGUACUUCCCACCUCCUGGUCGUUGGGUUGUUCUAUGGGACAGUAAUAUUCACCUACCUUCGCCACUCCUCCAACCAGCACUCCCCAGCCAGGGCCAGACUCAUCGCCAUGCUCUACGGGGUUAUGACCCCAAUGCUAAACCCCAUGAUCUACAGCUUGAGGAACACGGAGGUGAAAGGGGCACUCAGCAGGGUAUUAUGUCACAGAGCAUGUUUACAGUAA
Molecule: messenger RNA, 959 nt
Organism: Manis pentadactyla (Chinese pangolin)
Lineage: Eukaryota; Metazoa; Chordata; Mammalia; Pholidota; Manidae
Product: olfactory receptor 5V1-like
Exons: 1
Coding region: 18-959 (313 amino acids)
Biological process (GO): G protein-coupled receptor signaling pathway
Cellular component (GO): membrane
Molecular function (GO): olfactory receptor activity; G protein-coupled receptor activity
Source: RefSeq, a predicted model, not a curated record